UGACAUAUGUCUAAACAGUCUAUGAUUAGAGUAAAUAAUUUACAGAAAGGAAAAAUAUUCUAGGAUGUCUUCGUCCAUAUUACGUAAGAGUUUACAAUUAUUUGAUGAAGAUGAACAACAGGAGCGGAAGGGAUGUCUGAAGGGGAAAAGAAAAGGUUCUUCAAAAGAUGUUAGAAUGGAGGACUCUUCAAAGCGAGGCAUCAAAAAGCGCAAGAAGAAACAACAUAUCUCUAAAGCCAAGACAAAACUCUCCAAGGAAUCAGCUCUAGAGACUUACAACAGAAAUAAAUCCCUGGAAUAUACUGAGGACUCUCUGUAUUAUCUCAACAUGAUUUCAAACAUUGGAGGAAAACCAGAUCCAAAGACUGUAAAUACUAUUUUGGAACAUAACAAGGGGAGGUCAUCAAAGAACCUCAAGAAAAAGGAGACCAAACCAGAAGAACAGUCUGUAUUCAGUGAAAAGGACUUUGAGGAUUUUAGGAAAGAAUAUUUAAAUUCAUGACAUAUACAUGUAUAUCUAUCAUUAUGAGAGUGUUUAAGAAAUAAGUAUUGACACUGUUUGAUACACACAUCAUUUAUCAAAUCACAAAACUACAUAUAAUACAUGUAUGGAUUUUUAAAAAAAAAUUCUGUGACUUGGCCUGAGAGAUUGCUACAUUUUGUAUUGUAAAUUCUAAUGAACAUUUCUAUUAAGAUACUUUCAUAAAUGAUGAAGUGAAAAGUCAGUACAUUUACAUUACUGAAUUUGGUUUGGUAAAGACUUCUCUAUUAUGACCCAAUUCUGAAUCAAGAAUGGAUUAAAGGUAUAUAUGACUGA
Molecule: messenger RNA, 817 nt
Organism: Saccostrea echinata
Lineage: Eukaryota; Metazoa; Mollusca; Bivalvia; Ostreida; Ostreidae
Product: active regulator of SIRT1-like
Exons: 4
Coding region: 65-502 (145 amino acids)
Cellular component (GO): nucleolus
Molecular function (GO): enzyme binding
Source: RefSeq, a predicted model, not a curated record